GAAAAACCAGACCGGAAGUUCGACCUUGUUUACAAACUGCUUCCAGUCGGCAUUCCAAGUAAGCGCGUGCCGUGGAGUUGAAUGUCAUUUUGCUGUACUUUUUGGGGGAUUUUUUCCCCCUCACAGACGAGCUUUCUCCCUUAACAACGCAAGAACAAGUUCCCCCAAAACUAACGUUACAUCCCGGUUAGUUUCGCUAAUAUUUAGCUCAACAGUUAGCUAGCUGUUAGCUCACGUUAACUCAAAGCAUAACUUAACGUUACGUUAUUCCUUGAGUUAGCUAACGAUAACGGAAAAUGUUACCUUACUGCAUGACUGUUUGAUAUUUUUUCAUAUGACUGGUAUUGGAAAGGAAACUUUAAAUUACUCUGCGUUUUCACACUAGUAACCUUUCACACUGGUAACCUUCCCAAAGGGAGUUUCAGGCUAAUAAUAACUCUUUCGCCGUCAUCUUAACUGUAACGUUAACAUUAGCUGUUGACGUCAGUUAGCUAAAGUUCGUCCCUCUCUUGUCAUGCUCCUCGGUUGCGUUCUGUUGAGAUCGAUCAGAUCGACGUGUUCAAAAAAAGAAAACUCACGCUGUCCUAACCUCGUUUAACGUCUCAACACCAAUGUGACGGUGGUUGUUACCCAGGAAACCCCGGUCGUCCUUAUUUUAUGCACAGUCGUGUCUGUAUAAGAGAGCAGCGGGUGAGAUGCAGCCAGCCAGCAUCUCUAAAGAGACCAACCCUGCCGCAGAUGAGGAUGAGGAGGAGGAGGAGGAGGAGGAAGAAGAAGCUGUGAUUAGAGAGGAAAGUGGAACACGAGAUAAGGAAUGUGUGAAGAUGAAUCCAGGUCAGGUGGAAGCAGUCGCCCUGGAUGUCCAACAAGACACCGGAGCCUCCGCAGCGCCAGUAUCAAACAGGAGGAAGAUGAAGAUGAAGAUGUGGAGGGCAAAGAAGAAAUUGAUGAAGAAACAGCUCAAGUCGGCUGAUACUGCUACUUCGAUAUCGGAGCUUCCGUUCUCUCUGACCAGUCCCACGACAUGGAAAGAGCUUGAAUUCUCCAGCUUGACCCAGAAAGAACGAAAGAGGAAGAGAGGAGAGCGUGGAGGGCGAGUUGACAGUGAAGAGGAUGCAGAGAUGAAGAAGAAGAAGAAAGAGAGCCAACGCCCUAACUACUUUGUCUCCAUCCCCAUCACUAACACGCAGAUCAGUUCUGCCGUGAUGGAGCUCCAGGAGGCGGUGCUUCGGCAGGAGCCCCGAUUGGCCAAAGCCAUGUUGCCUGUCCCAACUCUCCACAUCACGCUAUUGGUCACUCAUCUCGCCAGUCAGGAGCAAGUAGACCUUGCGGCAACCGUGCUGGAUCGGUCUGGACCGCCACUGGCUGAGCUACUGGGUGGGCGGGACCUGGUGCUGCCCUUCUCGGGGGUCGGUCAUUUCAGGAAGGAGGUGGUGUUUGUCGGGUUGGCCCCCGGACUACACAGACACACACUGGACAGCGCGGCAGAGUUGCUGCGGAGUGAAUUUGAGGAGCAGGGGCUUCUGCAAGAAGGCAACCGUGGGUUUGAACCCCACCUCACCAUUAUGAAGCUGUCCAGAGCAUCGAAACUACGAUCCCAGGGUAUAAAGCGUGUGGACCCGGCCCUCUACUCCAGCUACACUAACAAGUUUUUUGGAGACCAGACAGUUGAGCGGCUGGACCUUUGCUCCAUGUUGAAAAAGAAGCAACAGGAUGGAUAUUACCAUACUGAGAUGUCACUAAAACUUGAUCUGAACCUUCUCCAGGCCCGACGGUUAAGUGGGCGUCGCCGGUCUGAGCCCGACGAGGCGGAGCUCCUGAGGGUGAGCAGGCGACUGGUCGAGGACGCCGUCAAUCGAGCCCUGCUGCAGUACAAGCAAGAAAGUCUUCAAAAUGGCGGCGGGCCUAACGCCGCGCCGCCGCAGCCCCCGGGGGACGCCGAGGAGCUCGCCGCCAAGACGGACGCCGCGGUCAGCAGGAAGUGACGUCGUCGGCCCGAGGAACCAGCCCCCCCCCCCCACCCCCCCCCGCCAGGCACACUGCUAUCGGCACAGAUAACGCCGCUGGAGCUCAGGUGAACCGCCCCCAACAGGAAACGCACUGCAGCCCCCCGCGGGCCAGGACGCCGCCCCUCUGCACGUCCCUUUGGGGGAGGGCUUUGGUGUUCAAUAACACACCUUCCAAAAUCCUUCCCUUUCAUCGCCUGACCAUGAAGCAAAUUGUUUACUUUUCCACCUUGGAGAAAUGAGUGCACGUCUUCGUCUGCAGAUGAUCAGCGUCGUCCAAUGGAAAGAGCUUCGAAUGACAGGAGACGUCUGACUUUGGUUUGAGCCUCGGGCCUCCGUUUCCAAUUCAGUCUCAGCCAACGCAGGACGUCCCCUUUUUGACGCGAGGCGUCCGCCUGCCUCCCAAACCUCAUCUUUGUCUUCAUUGUCCUUUGCUUUGCGCGGCGUCACCUGACCUCGCGUGUGCUCUCUGUGUGUGUGUGUGUGUGUUAGGAAUUAUUGUUUAAAUACCGUUAAAGUGACAAUCACCGACUCCAGCAUGGGCUCUGUGGGAAUUCACACUGUGGGAGCUGCUUCCCUCCAUCACUUUACCUCAUCGCUGCUACUAGCACUCACUCCACAAACCAUUAACUUGAGAUACUUAAUCGACGACGCUAAUGAUGAAAUAACACUCCAACAAUACACUACUAAGUUGCCAAAACAGCAUUUUCGCUGCAUCAAUGCCGAAGCGUCCAUGAAAUCGAUGUGACAGGCUGUUAUUACUGCUGUUAUGCUCAGGCAUCAGUCCCGUAACUCCUGCUUCCUGCCUAAUCAUUUAUAAAUGAACGAGAAAUGAGAUUUUUGUUUACACUCUGUACUCCGUGAAGUUGAUUCGAGGCUGCAGCAACCUGCGUUUGUGUUUAAUUGAUCCAUAAAGGUUUCUAACGCGCUGUUUGAGGGCGCGGCGUCCCGCCGGGAGCUCUCAGCUUUUAUUUUGUAGUACCGCACACAGUUCUUUAGACGCCGAAAAGCAAUUGGUUCACUCUCUUAAAUUAAAUGUUAUUUCAUCCUUUCUUGCUAUUAUUUAUGAUUUGUCGCUGUCCCUUCUAAAGAAACAGGUUGCAUGUAAAAGGUGUUUUAUUUUGACAGGAGAAAAAGAGCUUUGUUUGCUUUAAAAGUUGGUAAAAGCACAACGAUGAAUUUGCUUCUUUUUUUUAAAUGAUAUUUGCUUUCACUUUUUAAAGUAGUUCAUUUAAAUCCUCUCUGCUCAAAGUGGCCUUGAGUCACAAAAACAAAUGAAUUCUUUUCUGUAACUGCUUCAUAACUUGAUUUUAAAGCGGCUCGUCUUUAAAUGAAAACCUGUGGCUGAGGAAUUGUUUUCUUCAGUCAAACGUCCGCCGGGAAACACAAUUCCCCCCCGAGUUCUGUAAAUCAAUUCGGCCACUGCUAACAGGUGUGAGCGGAGCAGAUGUGGAGCAGAUGUGCGGGGGGGUGGGGGGGGGGGGGGGAUUGUGUCUCCAGGUGGACGUUGACCGAUGCUGUUCUGAUCUUUUACUGUCACCGGAUCCUUAAUCUCCUUAAAGUCCCCUUUAAUAGACCGACUGUCCCGUUUGUGUGUGUGUGUGUGUGUGUCUGUCUGUGUGUGUGUGUGUGUGUGUGUGUGUGUGUGUGUGUGUGUGUGUGUGUGUGUGUGUGUGUGUGUGUGCGUGUGCGUGUAUUCGUGCUCCAACGUCUGUACAAAUCUGUCUUUUCUGUUGGUCUUUCCAUUUCUCCCUGG
Messenger RNA from Pungitius pungitius (ninespine stickleback), 3762 nucleotides. Its product is annotated as A-kinase anchor protein 7-like. Gene Ontology annotation, cellular component: cytosol. The record is from RefSeq and is a predicted model, not a curated record. Gene Ontology annotation, molecular function: protein kinase A regulatory subunit binding. The transcript is spliced from 10 exons. Lineage: Eukaryota; Metazoa; Chordata; Actinopteri; Perciformes; Gasterosteidae. Bases 696 to 1985 code for a protein of 429 amino acids.